CUUUGGACAGUGUUAAAGAAGGAAGCCAGAACUACUACAUUUAUCCUUCUACAAGCUAAGUUUUUCCCAUAUUAUACAUUUACAAACUAAAAGCGCAACCAAAUAACUUUAGAUCCAAGCAAUUAAACCCUUUUUGUUUUUCUCUUUGAUCAACCGCAUGUUCUCUCUCUCCCCCUAAAACUCAUUGUAUAUCUUCAUGUUCCAGCUUCUUCACUUUGAAUUUUUUUAGCUUCUUUUCUUUUCUUCUAUCUUCUCUAUAGCGCAAGAGAUCUUCAUCUCUAGAGCUACGUACGUCAAACAUGAGAAACUCAUGUUCGAGAGGAAUACGCAUCAUGAGUCAUGCCAUUAUGCAAACUCUAGGGCUAAAAAAGUGAAGAGAAGAAUUCAAUUCCCUUGCCCAAUUCCCAAUCAGAAUUGGGCUAGUUUGAAAGGAAUAUUAUUAUUAUAUAUAUAUGAUAUAAUAAAAAGCUUCAAUGAUAGUAGACUCCCCUCUAUCAUCAUAGCUAUCUUUUUCUUUCUCUUUGAUCUCUACUUCUUUAUGUUUCCUUUUAAUGCGAAUUCCUGUUAGAGUACUAGUUCACAUUGUGAAAAUUAAUGGCCAAUAGUGGAAAAUAUUAUUAAACAAUAAUAUAUAUAGAGCUAUAUAGCUAGGAAAUGACCAGGUGCAAUGUUGAAGAGCGUAGUGGAGUACUCGACCAAACAAUCAUUAAUGCGCCUGAUCAUCCUCAUCCUCAUCAUCAUAUCGAUCAUGAAGGUCGCAAAGAUGAUCAUAACCUAAUCAUCAGAACUUGUCCUUCAUGUGGUCAUCAGAUCAAAUGUCAAGACCAGGCUGGAAUUCAUCAUUUGCCGGGUCUACCAGCUGGUGUGAAGUUUGAUCCGACAGAUCAAGAGCUUCUUGAACAUUUGGAAGGGAAGGUACGUUCUGAGACAUGCAAGGUUCACCCUCUCAUAGAUGAGUUCAUCCCUACUAUUGAUGGAGAGAAUGGGAUUUGCUACACUCAUCCACAGAAGUUGCCAGGAGUCAGCAAAGAUGGCCUAGUGCGUCACUUCUUCCAUCGGCCUUCCAAGGCGUACACGACCGGAACUAGGAAGAGACGGAAGGUCCACACCGACGCCGACGGCGGCGAGACCCGGUGGCACAAGACGGGUAAGACCCGACCCGUUUUCGUUGGGGGAAGGGUCAAAGGGUACAAAAAGAUACUUGUUCUCUACACAAACUAUGGGAAGCAAAGAAAGCCUGAGAAGACUAAUUGGGUUAUGCACCAAUACCACUUGGGGAACAACGAAGAGGAGAAAGAAGGAGAGUUAGUGGUGUCCAAAGUGUUCUACCAAACGCAGCCUAGACAAUGUGGUUCGGUCAUGAAAGACUUGCUUAAUCCAGCUAACAAUCAUAAUCAUAAUAACAACUUGCUCAUGAAGGGACAAAACGACGAGUCGUUUGUUGAGUAUUCAUGCAAUAUUCCUAAUUCUUACAUAUCCUUUGAGCAUGGUGCCCAAAAUGGAGGAACCACUCCUGAAAUGGUGACCCAUUUUGGAGCUGGUUCUUUCGUUUCAUGAAGUUCUAUAUAUGUAUAGGUAAUAUCUAUAAUCGAAGAGAAGGGUAUGAUAGGAGACAAGAAUAAGAUAUGAGAAGAUAGUUACUGCUAAGAAGGCACUUGGAAUCAAUAAAUAUAAAUAUAUAUAUAUAUAACUCGUGAUGAAGUGAAUUAUAGUAACAAAAGUUAUUUAAUAGAAGGGUAAGGAAGGAGAAAAGAAUAAAAAAAGAGGAAAGGUAACUUUAGUUCCUGAGAGCCAUCUUCUAAUACUAAAGUAAAAUUUAGAAGCUUUGGCUGUGACACCAUAUAUACUACAAUCUUUUUUGUUUUUAUUUUUGCAAGUUCUUGUGUUAUGCUUUGUACAAUGUGAAGAGAAGUGUGAAGAAGUACUACAUUUCACAUGGGCCAUGACCCCUUCUUUAAUGUGGGGUACUGGGUCGUGUUUUUUCUUAAAAAAAAAAAAAAAAAGCUGUACAAAGAUGAAGAUAUGUGUUCCUUACCUAACUUAGUAAGCAGUCUAAUAUAAAUAUAUAUACAUGUGCUGUCAUUUCGAUGUAAUUUUGUAUUGACUUUUACAGUGUGAUUAAAUAAAGUUGUACCCAAAUCUCACCCA
Messenger RNA from Humulus lupulus (European hop), 2148 nucleotides. RefSeq names its product NAC domain-containing protein 73-like. Lineage: Eukaryota; Viridiplantae; Streptophyta; Magnoliopsida; Rosales; Cannabaceae. Gene Ontology annotation, molecular function: DNA-binding transcription factor activity; transcription cis-regulatory region binding. Gene Ontology annotation, biological process: regulation of DNA-templated transcription. The transcript is spliced from 3 exons. Gene Ontology annotation, cellular component: nucleus. The record is from RefSeq and is a predicted model, not a curated record. The coding region runs from base 655 to 1557 and encodes 300 amino acids.